AGACUCUUUUAAUUAAAGCUUGUACCAUAUUCUGUAUUCCCAAGUCACGGCAGCCGCCCGCGCUUCCCCAGGACACCUCGGGCUCUGUCUCGGCACGGCAUGGACCGGGACCGGGACCGCGGCUCGGCGGCCACCGGCGGCUGGAGGGUCGCACUCCGGGCUCGCCCGGCCCCAUGAUGAGCUCGCCCAGCGCCCGGGCCCCGCCGACUCGUGUGCCCGAUGGGGCUGAUCCAGGAGCCGGCAGAGGGGCAGCCCAAGCAUGAAGGUGGCCGCGGGGAUGAGGCUCCCGGCGAGAAGGAGGAGCCGUCGCAGCGGAGCAGGCAACCAGAGUUCCCUUCCUGGGAGAAGAUGCCAUUCCACCAUGUGACAGCCGGCUUGUUGUACAAGGGCAAUUACCUGAACCGCUCGCUCUCGGCAGGCAGCGACAGCGAGCAGCUGGCCAACAUCUCCGUGGAGGAGCUGGAUGAGAUCCGUGAGGCUUUCCGAGUGCUGGACCGGGAUGGGAAUGGCUUCAUCUCCAAGCAGGAGCUGGGCAUGGCCAUGCGCUCCCUGGGCUACAUGCCCAGUGAGGUGGAGCUGGCCAUCAUCAUGCAGCGCCUGGACAUGGAUGGGGAUGGCCAGGUGGAUUUUGAUGAAUUUAUGACCAUUCUGGGACCUAAGCUGGUGUCAUCAGAGGGCAGGGACGGCUUCCUGGGGAACACAAUAGACAGCAUAUUCUGGCAGUUUGACAUGCAGAGGAUAACGCUGGAGGAGCUGAAGCACAUCCUGUACCACGCCUUCCGUGACCACCUCACCAUGAAGGACAUCGAGAACAUCAUCAUCAACGAGGAGGAGAGCUUGAAUGAGAACUCUGGCAACUGCCAGACAGAGUUUGAAGUGCACGCCCAGAAGCAGAACCGCCAGACGUGCGUGCGCAAGAGCCUCAUCUGCGCCUUCGCCAUGGCCUUCAUCAUCAGCGUGAUGCUGAUCGCGGCCAACCAGAUCCUGCGCAGCGGCAUGGAGUAGAGCUGGCACGGCUCACACGGUCCUGGCAGCGCCAUGGCGGCCAUGCAUGCGCACCCGGGAGAGCUCCCGCCCCGAUCCCACGGCACCGACACGCGGCCACGGCCGGCGCCUGCAGCAGGAGCCUGCGCCGCAGCGUGUCCUGUGAACCAACCACAUCCUUUUGGCAGGGACAUCAAAGGGCUGUUCUAAUGCUUUAAAGGUUUUGUUUCCUAAUGCAAUAAUCCCAUAGCCAGGAGUCCCGAAUUAUUGCUUCGAAACAGCAAUGGCAACGCGGAGGAGGCUGGGAUC
Sturnus vulgaris (Common starling) is the source of this 1293-nucleotide messenger RNA. The record is from RefSeq and is a predicted model, not a curated record. NCBI's taxonomy places the organism in Eukaryota, Metazoa, Chordata, Aves, Passeriformes, Sturnidae.